AUGUACGAUAAAAGCUUUAUAUUUAUUUUCAUUACUAUUUCAAGUUUAGUAGUGUAUAGCACAGAACAAUGGAACUGUGAAGUCCAGUCAAGCCUGCCACCAGAUCCUGCUACAGGCUGCUGUGGCCAAGAUAUUUCUGGUAUUCAAAGAGUAGAGGAUUCCAAUCUGCUGACAGAACUAGUAGAACGCCUCAACGACAAUAUUUUAACAUGUUACAAAGGACAAGCCCCGUAUGCCUUGAAAAGUACACAACGGAUGACAAGAUGGAGGCACCAGAAUUUACAAGCGUUGCUUAAAUUAUUUGAUCUCCAAGAUCUACUUACAAGGAAUAAUUAUAGACGCUCCUCAAAUAAAAGUGCUUCAUUUGAAGAUGGGAUCAUCCCCAGUCGUAGAAUUGCAGGAGGUACAGAGACGGAGUUCAAGCAGUUCCCUUGGAUAGUAUAUAUAGAAACACUUUUCAAUCCCGCCGAUGGAUGGAGACAGUUAGCUUGCGGUGGUUCACUAAUUAGCACGAGAUAUGUUCUUACUGCAGCGCAUUGUAUUCAUAAUGACACUGUGACUAUGAAUACCACUCGAGUCACACUUGCUCAGUAUAAUUUAAAAACCUUUCCUAAAGACUGUAAAUUUGUAAUGGGAGAAGAACAAUGUGUGGAAAAUAUAUUAAUAUACGCAGAGGAAGCUAUAUAUCAUCCAAACUAUUACAGAGAUUACCUUUAUCAUGACAUAGCACUUCUACGACUGCGCGAACACGCUCCAUAUACUGAUUUUAUUCGACCUAUAUGCCUCCCAACUUUUGAUAUAGACCAGCCAGAGUUUGCUAACUUGCCUCUACAAAUUGCUGGUUGGGGUAAAACCGACCCACAGGGAAUCGGACCCGUGUCUAUCGUAAAGCGCCAAGCUGUUGUCAAUUUAAUACCAAACAAUGAAUGCAGGAACAUCUAUUCGUCUAUCGAUGCGUUUCCUGUAAUAAGAUCGCAAUUAUGUACAGUAGCGAGAAAUGGCCAAGAUUUUUGUGAAGGGGACUCUGGAGGCCCUUUAAUGUUACUGUACAAGGAACAAUCAAAUUGUGCAGCACAGUGGGUGCCGCCAGAUCCUGCUACAGAGUGCUGUGGAAAAGAUUUAUCUGGAGUCUAUAGAGUUGAGGAUCUGCAAAACUUACUACCAAGAAAUAAUCUUAAUAGACACAAACAUUCUACAAACGAUAGCGCUUUGUUUGAAAGUGAGAACAUCAGUCGCAGAAUUACAGGAGGCACCGAUACUGAAUUGGACCAAUUUCCUUGGGUAGUAUAUAUAGAAACAUAUUUUGAGCAAAUACUACGCACUUGCACUGGUGCACUAAUCAGCGAUCUAUACAUUCUUACAGCAGCUCAUUGCGUUCACGAAUAUGGACUGAAUUUAGUUGGCAUUCAAGUCAGUCUCGCUGAAUAUGAUCUAAAGUAUUUUCCUAUAGAUUGUAAGUAUGUGAUGGGAGAGAACCAACAAUGUGUGGAAAAUAUAUUGAUGUAUGCAGUGGACUCCGGUUAUCAUUCACAGCACGAUGGCGGACACCUUUCUUAUGAUAUAGGAAUUAUUAAACUUCGUAGUUACGCUCCAUAUACUAGAUUUAUUAGACCUAUAUGCCUCCCACCGUUCGAUGUAGAUAGGCCAGACUUUGCUAACCUGCCUCUACAAGUUGCUGGUUGGGGUAAAAUCAAUCCAUAUGAUAACGGCUACGGCCUAAAACUGUCUACUGUUGUGAACUUAGUACCACAUGAUGAAUGCAGGAAUUUCUAUAAUGAUUUUUUGUUAAGAUCACAACUGUGUGCUGUUGGGAGGGCUGGCCAAGAUCCCUGUCCUGGUGACUCUGGUGGGCCAUUAAUGUUACUGUACCGAGAACAAUCAAACUGUGAAGUCCAGUCAAGCCUGCCACCAGAUCCUGCUACAGGCUGCUGUGGCCAAGAUAUUUCUGGUAUUCAAAGAGUAGAGGAUCUCCAAGAUCUACUUACUAGGAAUAAUUAUAGACGCUCCUCAAACAAAAGUGCUUCAUUUGAAGAAGGAAUCAUCCCCGGUCGUAGAAUUGCAGGAGGUACAGAGACGGAGUUCAAGCAGUUCCCUUGGAUAGUAUAUGUAGAAACACUUUUCAAUACCGCUGAUGAAACUAAUAACAUAAGAACUGAGUGCGGUGGUUCACUAAUUAGCAGAAGACAUGUUCUUACUGCAGCGCAUUGUAUUCAUAACGACAGUCUGACUAUGAAUUCCACCCGAGUCACACUCGCUCAGUACAAUUUAAAAACCUUUCCUAAAGACUGUAAAUAUGUAAUGGGAGAGGAACAAUGUGUCGAAAAUAUACUAAUAUACGCAGAGGAAGCUGUAUAUCAUCCAAACUAUCUCAGAGAUAAUAUUUAUAAUGACAUAGCACUUCUACGACUUCGCGAACACGCUCCAUAUACUGAUUUUAUUCGACCUAUAUGCCUACCAACUUUUGAUAUUGACCAGCCAGAGUUUGCUAACUUACCUCUACAAAUUGCUGGUUGGGGUGUUACCGACCCACAGAAUACCGAGUCUGUCGUAAAACGCCAAGGCGUUGUAGGUUUAGUACCAAAUAAUAAAUGCAGGAAAAUUUAUUCGUCUAUUGAUGCGUUUCCUGUAAUAAGAUCGCAAUUAUGUACAGUAGGCCAAGAAGGUUGUUCAGGUGACUCUGGAGGCCCUUUAAUGUUACUGUACAAGGGUCAAUUUAAUUGUGAAGCACAGUGGGCACCGCAAGAUCCUGCUACAGGGUGCUGUGGGCAAGAUUUAUCUGGUGGCUUCCGAACAGAGGAUCUCCAAAAUUUACUUCCGUCAAACAGACGCUCUUCAAAUGAUAGUGCUCCAUUUGAAGGUGGAAUCAUCCCCAGUCGUAGAAUAGCAGAAGGCACAGACACUCAGCUUGGCCAGUUUCCUUGGAUGGUGUUUCUCGAAUCACAUUUUGAUCAAACAAUAAUUAUUACUUGCGGUGGUUCACUGAUCAGCCAAAUGUAUAUUCUUACAGCAGCUCAUUGCGUUCACGAAGAGGGACUGACUUUAGUUGACAUUAAAAUUACAGCAGCUGAGUACGAUUUAAAUACUUUUCCUACAGAUUGUAAGUAUGUAGCGGGGAACCAGCAAUGUGUGGAAAAUAUAUUGAUAUAUCCAGAGAACGUUGUAUAUCAUCCACAGCAUUACAAACAACUACUUCAUAAUGACAUAGCACUUAUAAAGCUACGUAUUAACGCCCCAUAUACUGAAUUUAUUCGACCAAUAUGCCUCCCAUCCUUUGAUAUAGAUAGACCAGAUUUUGCCAACCUGCCUCUACAAAUUGCUGGUUGGGGUCAAAUCAAUCCAUAUUCAAAAGGUUCCGGCAUAAAACUGACUACUGUCGUAGGUUUAGUACCAAAUGAUGUAUGUAGCAGUUAUGUCGGUUAUUUGAUAAAUUCACACAUAUGUGCAAUCGGGGCGGCUGGCCGAGAUCAAUGUCCAGGUGAUUCUGGUGGACCCUUAAUGUUACUGUACAGGGGUACUUAUUAUCUUGUCGGUAUUGUUAGUGGUAAGAAUGUGGAUACCUAUUGUGGUUCGUCAGUGCCAUCCGUCUAUACAAAUGUAUUCAAAUUUUUACCUUGGAUAAAGAUGCAGUUAGGAAUU
Messenger RNA from Brenthis ino (lesser marbled fritillary), 3636 nucleotides. The record is from the annotation of a GenBank genome assembly. NCBI's taxonomy places the organism in Eukaryota, Metazoa, Arthropoda, Insecta, Lepidoptera, Nymphalidae.